CAUUUCCCUUUUCACUUUUUCUUUCUCUCUCGCCGCAACACAGCGUCUUCUGAAAUCCUUCUUUCUCCUCUCUUUCACGUUUUCAACUCUCAUUUACAUUGAAGAGGGGAGGGAGAGUAGAAGGCUCGUGGUAGCGUAGGGAGCGUAGUGGUGGUGGUCGACAGCAAUGUCGUUUCUGGAGGCCGCACCGCACACGCUGACGCGGCGCCCGUCGAGGAGCGCAGCCACGACCUUCUCGACGGAGGUUUUCGACAACGACGUCGUUCCGUCGUCACUUGCCUCCAUCUCGCCGAUUCUCCGAGUGGCCAAUGAGAUCGAAAGCGAACGCCCUAGGGUUGCCUAUCUAUGUCGGUUCUACGCUUUCGAGAAGGCGCACCGGUUGGAUCAGAGCUCCAGCGGACGUGGCGUGAGGCAGUUUAAGACGCUGUUGCUGCAGCGAUUGGAGAGGGACAAUGGACCCAGUCUUGCUGGACGUUUAAAGAAGACAGAUGCAAGGGAAAUCCAGGCUUAUUAUCAGCAAUACUAUGAGCAUUAUGUCAGAGCUCUUGACCAAGGAGAGCAGGCAGACAGAGCACAGCUCGGGAAAGCUUACCAGACCGCCGGGGUGCUUUUUGAAGUGCUUUGUGCCGUUAACAAGACUGAGAAGGUCGAAGAAGUAGCUCCCGAGAUCAUUGCGGCUGCUAGAGAUGUCCAGGAAAAGACGGAGAUAUAUGCGCCUUUCAACAUUCUUCCGUUGGAUUCUGCCGGGGCUUCUCAGUCUAUUAUGCAGCUUGAAGAGAUUAAGGCGUCUGUUUCUGCUCUCUGGAAUACUCGUGGCCUGAAUUGGCCAACUUCAUUUGAGCAACAAAGGCAGAGAACUGGAGAAUUGGAUCUGCUUGAUUGGCUUAGAGCCAUGUUUGGGUUUCAGAGGGACAACGUCAGGAACCAGAGAGAGCAUUUGAUUCUGCUUCUUGCUAACUCUCACAUAAGGCUAAACCCCAAACCCGAGCCUCUUAACAAGCUUGAUGAUCGGGCUGUUGAUGCAGUGAUGAAUAGUCUGUUUAAGAAUUACAAAACAUGGUGCAAAUUUUUGGGACGAAAGCAUAGUUUACGACUCCCUCCAGGUCAGCAAGAGAUACAACAAAGGAAGUUACUUUAUAUGGGCUUGUAUCUUCUCAUAUGGGGUGAAGCAUCCAAUGUUCGCUUCAUGCCAGAGUGUCUAUGCUACAUAUUUCAUAAUAUGGCAUAUGAACUUCAUGGUUUAUUGGCUGGAAAUGUCAGCAUUGUUACUGGUGAAAACAUCAAGCCUUCUUAUGGUGGUGAUGAUGAGGCAUUCUUGCGCAAGGUUAUAACUCCCAUAUACAGAGUAAUUGAAACGGAAGCCAAGAAGAGCAGACAUGGAGCAGCUCCUCACUCAGCCUGGUGCAACUAUGAUGAUCUAAAUGAAUAUUUCUGGUCACCUGAUUGCUUUUCUCUUGGAUGGCCUAUGCGUGAUGAUGGUGAAUUUUUUAGAUCAACAUUUAAUUUGACACAGGGAAGAAAGGGUUCUCAGAAAACAUCUGGAAGAACUGUCAAAUCAAAUUUUGUUGAGACCCGGUCAUUCUGGAACAUCUUCCGCAGUUUUGAUCGUCUUUGGACCUUCUAUAUACUGGGUUUGCAGGUGUUGCUCAUUGUUGCCUGGAAAGGAAUUUCAGUGUUGGAUAUUUUUCAGAAAGAUGUCUUAUAUGAUCUCUCUAGCAUAUUCAUUACAGCAGCCAUUCUACGCUUACUUCAAAGUAUAUUGGACCUGGCUCUGAACUUUCCUGGCUAUCAUGGUUGGAGAUUUACUGAUGUGCUACGAAAUUUUCUCAAAGUCAUUGUCAGUCUUUUUUGGGUUGUUGCUCUUCCACUCUUCUAUGUGCAUUCCUUCAAAGGCGCCCCUGACUUUAUCAAGGAUAUGCUUUCCUUUACUGAUAAAAUAAAGGGGAUUCCACCAUUGUAUAUGUUAGCAGUUGCAGUUUAUCUGCUUCCAAAUUUACUAGCAGCUAUUCUCUUUCUUUUCCCAAUGCUUAGGCGUUGGAUUGAAAACUCGGACUGGCACAUUAUUAGACUUCUCCUAUGGUGGUCACAGCCAAGAAUCUAUGUCGGAAGAGGAAUGCAUGAGAAUCAAUUUGCUCUCCUAAAAUACACUCUUUUUUGGGUGAUUCUCUUGGCUGCUAAAUUUUCAUUCAGCUUUUUUGUGCAGAUCAAACCUCUAGUUCAGCCAACUAAAGACAUAAUGAGCAUUAGGCAUGUUGAUUUUGGUUGGCAUGAGUUUUUCCCCAAAGCUCGACAUAACUAUGGUGCAGUUGUUGCACUUUGGGCCCCUGUACUUAUGGUUUAUUUCAUGGACACUCAAAUCUGGUAUUCCAUCUUCUCAACUAUUUGUGGUGGUGUUAUUGGAGCCUUCGAUCGUCUUGGAGAGAUACGCACUCUGACCAUGUUAAGAUCACGGUUCCAGUCAUUGCCUGGUGCAUUCAACACAUACUUGGUUCCUACUGACAAGAAGCGGGAAAAGAGAUUCACUUUCUCGAAGCGAUUUGCCGAGAUUUCUGCAAGCAGAAGGAGUGAAGCUGCUAAAUUUGCUCAAUUAUGGAAUGAAGUUAUUUGCAGUUUCCGUGAGGAAGAUAUCAUAAGUGAUAGGAAAGGCUUCUGAGCCAAACUCUUUAGUUGCUUUUUCUCCUAAAUCCUAGCUUCUAUUCUUUCUCCUUCAUCUUUUGAUUACUGAACUAUGUUGCAUUACUCCAGGGAGAUGGAUCUUUUGAUGGUUCCAUACUCAUCAGAUCCUAGCUUGAAAAUAAUUCAGUGGCCACCGUUUCUGCUUGCAAGCAAGAUUCCCAUAGCACUGGAUAUGGCAGCUCAAUUUCGAGGAAAGGACUCUGAUCUUUGGAGGCGCAUAUGUGCAGAUGAAUAUAUGAAGUGUGCUGUGAUUGAAUGCUAUGAAUCUUUUAAAAAUGUCCUGAAUGCUUUGGUAGUAGGAGAAGCUGAAAAAAGGACAAUCUCUGUCAUCAUUAAGGAAGUUGAAAACAGCAUCUCUAAGAAUACACUUGUUGCAAAUUUUCGAAUGGGGUUUUUGCCUUCCCUUUGUAAGAAGUUUGUGGAGCUUGUGGAAAUCUUGAAAGAUGCAGAUUCAUCCAAGCAAGGUACAGUGGUGGUCUUGUUGCAAGACAUGUUAGAAGUGUUUACGCGUGAUAUGGUGGUAAAUGAGAUAAGUGAGUUGGCAGAACUUAAUCAUAGUAGUAAGGACACUGGAAGGCAACUUUUUGCUGGUACAGAUGCAAAACCCGCAGUAUUAUUCCCUCCUCUGGUUACAGCACAAUGGGAGGAACAGAUUAGACGUCUUCAUUUACUUUUGACGGUGAAGGAAUCUGCCAUUGAGGUUCCAACAAACCUUGAAGCACGCAGAAGGAUUGCAUUCUUUACCAAUUCAUUGUUCAUGGACAUGCCACGUGCUCCACGAGUUCGUAAAAUGCUGUCAUUCAGUGUUCUAACUCCAUACUACAGUGAAGAGACUGUCUAUUCCAAGAAUGACCUUGAGGUUGAAAAUGAAGAUGGUGUGUCAAUCAUAUAUUACCUGCAAAAGAUCUACCCUGAUGAGUGGACUAACUUCAUGGAACGGCUUGAAUGUAAGAAAGAUAGUGAGAUAUGGGAGAAAGAUGAACACAUAUUGCAGCUACGACACUGGGCCUCAUUACGAGGACAAACUCUUAGCAGGACAGUAAGGGGAAUGAUGUACUACCGGCGGGCUAUUAAGCUUCAGGCUUUUCUUGAUAUGGCAAAUGAACAGGAGAUACUUGAUGGCUAUAAAGCUGUUACUGUUCCAUCUGAGGAAGAUAAAAAGAGCCAUAGAUCCUUAUAUGCCAGUUUAGAGGCUGUUGCUGACAUGAAGUUUACAUACGUCGCCACCUGUCAGAACUAUGGGAAUCAGAAGCGUAGUGGAGACCGUCGUGCAACAGACAUCCUGAAUUUGAUGGUUAACAAUCCCUCACUUCGUGUGGCUUAUAUUGAUGAAAUUGAAGAAAGAGAAGGAGGAAAAGUACAGAAAGUUUAUUACUCUGUACUGGUCAAAGCUGUGGACAAUCUUGACCAAGAAAUAUUUCGAAUAAAAUUGCCUGGUCCAGCAAAGAUAGGAGAAGGGAAGCCUGAAAAUCAAAAUCAUGCCAUCAUUUUUACUAGAGGCGAAGCUCUUCAGACUAUUGACAUGAAUCAGGAUAAUUACUUGGAAGAAGCUUUUAAAAUGCGCAAUCUUUUGGAAGAAUUUAAUGAAGAUCAUGGGGUGCGACGACCUACAAUAUUAGGUGUUCGUGAGCACAUCUUUACUGGCAGUGUCUCUUCCCUGGCUUGGUUUAUGUCAAAUCAAGAAACAAGCUUUGUCACAAUUGGUCAAAGAGUUCUUGCAAGACCACUGAAGGUGCGAUUCCACUAUGGUCAUCCAGAUGUUUUUGAUAGAAUUUUUCACAUAACUCGAGGAGGAAUCAGCAAGGCAUCUUGUGGCAUCAAUCUGAGCGAGGAUAUUUUUGCUGGAUUCAACUCAACACUAAGACGCGGAAAUAUUACUCAUCAUGAAUAUAUCCAAUGCGGAAAGGGUAGAGAUGUUGGGCUCAAUCAAAUCUCACUUUUUGAAGCAAAAGUGGCUUGUGGUAACGGAGAGCAGACAUUAAGCAGAGAUAUCUACAGGCUGGGACAUCGUUUUGACUUUUUCCGCAUGCUAUCAUGUUAUUUCACGACCAUUGGAUUUUAUAUAAGCUCAGUGAUUGUGGUCCUCACAUGUUAUGCAUUCCUAUAUGGCAAACUGUACCUGUCUUUGAGUGGAUUUGAGGCUGCAAUAGUAAAGUUGGCUAGGAGAAAGGGAGAUGAUGCACUAAAGGCAGCAUUAACUUCUCAAUCCCUUGUUCAACUAGGACUUAUAAUGACUUUGCCCAUGUUCAUGGAAAUUGGACUAGAGAGAGGGUUCAGAACUGCUAUCGGUGAGCUCAUAAUAAUGCAGUUGCAGCUAGCACCUGUUUUCUUUACUUUCUCCCUAGGGACAAAGCUGCACUAUUUUGGGCGCACUCUUCUGCAUGGAGGGGCAAAGUACAGAGCAACUGGGCGUGGUUUUGUUGUUCGCCAUGAGAAGUUUGCUGAAAAUUACAGGAUGUACUCUAGGAGUCACUUUGUAAAAGGGAUUGAGCUCACAAUUUUGCUCUUAUGUUAUAAGAUUUAUGGAUCAGCAACACCUGAUUCAACGUCAUAUGGCUUUCUCUCAUGGUCAAUGUGGUUUAUGGUCUGCUCUUUUCUGUUUUCUCCUUUCCUUUUCAAUCCAUCAGGGUUUGAAUGGCAGAAGAUAGUUGAGGACUGGGAUGAUUGGCAAAAGUGGAUAAGUAUUCGAGGUGGUAUUGGUGUUCCUUCAAACAAGAGUUGGGAGUCAUGGUGGAAUGAGGAACAGGAGCAUCUGCAGCACACUGGAUUUCUGGGGCGGAUAUGUGAGAUUAUACUUGACCUGCGUUUCUUUGUCUAUCAGUAUGGUAUUGUGUAUCAUCUCAAUGUAGCCAGAGGUGACAAGAGCAUCUUGGUUUAUGCUCUGUCCUGGAUAGUGAUAGUAGCUGUCAUGGUUAUCCUUAAGAUUGUAUCCAUGGGUAGAAAGCAAUUCAGUGCAGAUUUCCAGUUGAUGUUUCGUCUUCUCAAAUUGUUUCUGUUCAUUGGAGCCAUUGUUGCUCUAGGCUUAAUGUUUACUCUGCUGAGUCUCACAGUUGGAGACAUCUUUGCGAGCCUCCUAGCCUUUUUGCCAACAGCUUGGGCAGUUAUUCAGAUAGGACAAGCAUGCAGGCCAUUCGUGAAGGGCAUUGGAAUGUGGGGUUCUGUCAAAGCUUUAGCAAGGGGCUACGAAUACUUGAUGGGAGUGGUUAUUUUUGCACCAGUAGCCAUAUUAGCUUGGUUCCCAUUUGUUUCAGAAUUCCAAACUAGGCUGCUGUUCAACCAAGCAUUCAGCCGAGGACUUCAAAUCCAGCGCAUUCUGGCUGGUGGCAAGAAGAAUAAGUAGCCACUGAACCAAACCCUCUGAAGCUAUUUGUUACACUUGCAGACACAAGUUGAGAUAAAGAUAAAAAGUUCAGGCAUACUAAGAGAGAUUUCUAUGCAAAAUUUUGUUAUGGAGCACGUACAGCAUAUGGACUGUGUAUGUAUAACAGAUAGUAUCAUCAUCAGUCCUUAACUCUGGGUCUGCAUGUUUGUUAGUGGAAGAAUUCUUUGAGUCAGUGUUGAUAAAAUCUUGUAUACGGAAGAGAGAACUAUAUCCAAAUUCCAUAGUUCUAAAAUUGUAACCUGUUGCCCUUCUUGUUUUCGUUUUCCUGGCCUCUUACGGUACCAACAUUCAAUUAAAUAUUCUUAAAAUCCUUCUCUUAGCAUUGUACUGAUCUAAUGUAUACUAAGCUGACUGUACUAACGUCCGCCAUCAGCCGAUGCAAAUUAGCGUCAGUUUACAGUCGACGCUACUCUUUGAACCACUCAAACCGCCAUCCCAACCCAAAUUGUCCUCAGAACUUGAAUCUCCCAAUCGUGUUCACUUUUCCGAAAUCGUCGAUCACUUUUGAAAGUAGAAAUUGUGCG
Molecule: messenger RNA, 6582 nt
Organism: Glycine soja
Lineage: Eukaryota; Viridiplantae; Streptophyta; Magnoliopsida; Fabales; Fabaceae
Product: callose synthase 5-like
Biological process (GO): (1->3)-beta-D-glucan biosynthetic process
Cellular component (GO): plasma membrane; 1,3-beta-D-glucan synthase complex
Molecular function (GO): pyridoxal phosphate binding; 1,3-beta-D-glucan synthase activity
Source: RefSeq, a predicted model, not a curated record